Messenger RNA from Prunus dulcis (almond), 1460 nucleotides. Its product is annotated as coiled-coil domain-containing protein 130-like. Bases 242 to 1183 code for a protein of 313 amino acids. Gene Ontology annotation, cellular component: post-mRNA release spliceosomal complex; U2-type spliceosomal complex. The transcript has 7 exons. NCBI's taxonomy places the organism in Eukaryota, Viridiplantae, Streptophyta, Magnoliopsida, Rosales, Rosaceae. The record is from RefSeq and is a predicted model, not a curated record. Gene Ontology annotation, biological process: mRNA splicing, via spliceosome.
UUGAAAUUUGUUGAAGAAAUAAAAGCCAGGCCCAGGGCCGGAAGAUCGUGAAAGAAUACUAGGACGACGUCGUCUCCUUGUUCAAUAGGGAAAAGAAAAGAACCAAUAAAAACGCGGAAACACAAAAGAGGAACCAAAAGUUGAGGAUCAAACACAAAACCUUCAACAAGACGAUCGAAUCGAGACGACAGGUUGAUUGAUCAGAAACACUGCGGUGACCGAGUAGUUCAACAAAGCGAAGAUGUCCUCACUUGCAGCUGCUAGGGCAGACAACUUUUAUUAUCCACCAGAAUGGACGCCAAAGAAGGGUUCUUUGAACAAGUUCCAUGGUCAACAUGCUUUGAGGGAGAGAGCAAGGAAAUUGGACCAGGGGAUUUUGAUUAUAAGGUUUGAGAUGCCUUACCAUAUAUGGUGUGGCGGGUGCAAUUCUAUGAUUGCAAAGGGUGUUCGUUUUAAUGCAGAAAAAAAGCAAGUCGGAAAUUACUAUUCUACAAAGAUAUGGAGCUUUACCAUGAAGUCAGCCUGCUGCAAACAUGAGAUUGUUAUUCAGACAGAUCCGCAGAAUUGCCAGUAUGUGAUUAUUAGUGGGGCCACUCAAAAGGUUGAGGAAUAUGACAUUGUGGAUGCAGAAACUGUUGCACUUCCUGGAGACGAAGAAAGAGGAAAGCUCGCGGAUCCAUUUUAUCGUCUUGAACACCAAGAAGAGGAUUUGCAAAAGAAGAAAGAAGCUGAGCCAGUAUUAGUGCGCCUACAGCGAGUUUCUGAUGAAAGGCAUUUAGAUGACUAUGCCCUCAACAAGGCCCUCAGAGUAAAACUUAGGUCUCAAAAGAAAAGAGUUGCUGAAGAAGAGGCUGCUUCAAGGAAGAUGGGUCUUGGUAUACGACUGCUUCCAGUGGCAGAGGAGGAUGUUACUGCGGCAUCUCAUGUGAAGUUCGCUUCCAGGUUUGACAAAAGCAGGAAGGAUAAGCGAGCUUUGAUCAAUGCUGCUUCAAUUUUUCCUGGGUCGUCUGGUACUUCUAUGUCCAGUAAGAAGAGUUUGGAACUACAAUCUAAGAGAAGGAAAAUAAGUGCUGCUGCUGCAUCUAACUUACUUACAGGGGGAUUCAAGCCAUCAUCAUGGUCUCAGAAUGCAGUUUCUUCAGGCAGACACAAUGGAACUUUAGUGACAGUGAGACGCUCUUAGUUAUGCAACACCCAAUGUGAAAUGAAAUGGCUGUUUCUCAAGACACUAGGGAACUUCAGGUUCACAUGAAGCUCAUGGAAUCACACUUUCCCUUGUAGUUGGCUUAUAGAUCCGCCAGUUGUAAUUUGUUUUUCUUUUUCAUGUUACAUAUCACUUCUUUAGUUUUCCUCUCCUACCCUGUGCAGGGGAUCUGGUGUGUAUUUGGAGUUUUAUAAAAUCAUGUUUCAAGUAAUGAAAUGAAACGGCUGCUAUAAGAUGCCUGUAGCUUUUUAUACCA